Molecule: messenger RNA, 5145 nt
Organism: Siniperca chuatsi (mandarin fish)
Lineage: Eukaryota; Metazoa; Chordata; Actinopteri; Centrarchiformes; Sinipercidae
Gene: sstr1b
Product: somatostatin receptor 1b
Exons: 3
Coding region: 1129-2220 (363 amino acids)
Biological process (GO): cellular response to glucocorticoid stimulus; neuropeptide signaling pathway
Cellular component (GO): neuron projection; membrane
Molecular function (GO): somatostatin receptor activity; neuropeptide binding
Source: RefSeq, a predicted model, not a curated record
CAGAGGAGAGUGUAGUGGCAUUAAGCAGCUCAGAGAUCAGUGGAUGCUGACAGAUGCACAGCUGCUGAUGGGAAGAGGGAUACAGAAAAUACAAGAUUCUCACACUCCAGAGGAGAGACAGAGGAGGAGACCAGAUAUACUGUCUAUUUUCAUCAUCACAGUGACAAGGAUGGGAGGACAGCAGCAUUUCUGCAGCUGCAGAUAGACGUGCUCUCUGGAGUAAUGUUUUCAAUAUGCAAGACAGUGGGAUAUUUCUUCUCACAGGAAUGACAGGGCUUCAUAAUUCAGGUCACAGAAAAUGGGAGCAUAAUGUAUCCUGAAGGGAAGCUUCGGCAGGAACCUUGUGAUUUCUCUGCACUCUGCAAGGGCUGUGAGACUCUCAACAAGACAACAUGAGCGCAGGAGCCAAACAACACCACCUUUAAGAAAACACUCAAUGUCAUUUGACCUGCCAGAACACCCCGUUUCAAUCAACAGAUGGAGUGUUUUGUAUGUACUGUUUGUCCAAAUGGUUUUACCCUCACUAAGAUGUGUUUACUCAUGGAUGAAAAUUGAAUGGCGCAUGAUUGCCUACUAAGUAUCCUGUGAAUCAGGGUGUACAGUAGGUACCUUGAGAGCAAUUGCUGCAUACCCAGUUUUUCAAUAGCUAAGAGGAAAAAAAAUGAUCAAGGUUGUCUGGACUUUACAAUGAGAAAUCACUGACAAGCAAAGGCACAAGAGACCCAGGAGAUUUGAGGACAUAUGGACUGUGAGAAGAGGGAACAAUGGACUUUUUCUUCUUUCUUGGAUGACAGUAACAAAUACGAUAAACACAGCUACGCCAUUCGGGACUCCCUGUCCCUCACUUGACUGGCUUGGGCUUGUGGGAAAUGGUGUUCCUGAAAACAGAAUUAUUGAAUAAACAACAACCUUACAUUGUUUAUAAAAAAUAAAAAAAACCCUUCCCUGUCUAGAUAAAUGUAGGGGGGUCGCACAACUUACUUUUGAUCAUGAUAAUGUUUUACUGCUAAUAUGUGGCAUUACAAUGCCAAGAAGCCCAAAGUUUGCCAUCACUUCAGCUCUCUAUAGUUCCAUUGGGUAGCAUCAUUCAAACUUAAAGUUAGCAUCACAUACCCACCAAAAGUAAUCAUGGAUUUCAAUGGGUCCUAUCCAACAGGACUGCCCUAUAACACAAGCAUGGACUAUGAGGACUACUACCAGGGGCCUGACGCCAAUAAAAUCAUCAUCCCAUCCAUCUAUGCUCUUGUCUGCUGUGUAGGUCUUACUGGCAAUGCCAUGGUCAUCUACGUUAUUCUGAAAUAUGCCAAAAUGAAAACAGCCACUAACAUUUACAUCCUCAAUUUAGCAAUUGCUGACGAGUUGUUCAUGUUAAGUGUUCCUUUUCUGGCCACAUCAGCUGCCGUUCGUCAUUGGCCCUUCGGUUCACUGAUGUGUAGGUUGGUGCUCAGUGUAGAUGGUAUCAAUAUGUUUACAUCAAUCUUCUGCCUGACUGUGCUGAGUGUGGACCGUUAUGUUGCAGUGGUCCACCCUAUCAAGGCUGCCCGCUACCGCAGACCCACUGUAGCCAAAGUAGUCAAUGUGUGUGUAUGGGGGCUGUCACUCAUAGUCAUCCUGCCCAUCAUUAUCUUUGCCGACACUGUCCCAGCGCAGGACGGUGGCGUGGACUGUAAUUUCUUGUGGCCUGAACCGGCGUGGUCAGAAGCAUUCGUGGUCUAUACCUUCCUGUUGGGGUUUCUGCUGCCGGUUGGAGCUAUCUGCUUAUGCUACUGUUUAAUGGUGGCCAGGAUGCGAGCAGUGGGGCUAAAAGCAGGCUGGCUUCAACGGCGGCGCUCAGAGAAGAAGAUCACCCGCAUGGUGCUGCUAGUCGUGGCGGUGUUCGUCCUCUGCUGGAUGCCCUUUUAUAUUGUCCAGCUGGUCAGUGUUUUCCACCGGCCCCCAGACCCCAUGGUCACUCAGCUUUUUGUCAUCCUGAGUUACGCCAACAGCGGCGCCAAUCCUAUACUGUACGGCUUUGUGUCCGACAAUUUCCGGCGUUCAUUCCAGCGUAUUGUGUGUUUCCGGUGGCUGGAGUCUGGGUUGGAUGCGGAGCAGGUGGAUUACUGUGCUAUAGCUUUAAAGAGACAAGCAACAUGUAGCCCUCUGGAUUUUCCCAAGGAUUGUAUGGCUUCUGAUAUGGUGUUUCGCAAUGGGACAUAUACCUCCCGUACAACCACAGUGUAACAUUCAACCAGAACAGGACCUAAAACGAGGAGUAGCCACGACCUAAAGAGGAGCUUUUCAACUUUGGGAUUGCACAGGGGUGAUAUACAUGUGAUAAAAAACUAAGCUACAUAGGUUCCGAAUACAUCGUCCUUUAUAUGUAAUAUCCACUUGAGUACACAAGUGUGCCAUACAAAAAUUGACUUGACAAAAUGUAAACUCUUUAAUGUCAGGGGUCAUGAGAAUUUUGGGAUGGGCCACAAAGUAGAGAAACCCUACAAAACAGCUAAUGGAGCAAAAUGAGCAGCAAAAAUACAGUACAGCAGCCAGUCCAGCUGACUGACAUGUUGGGGGAAAAACUGACAAAGAAAAAUAUGUAUAUAACUGUAAGGAUCCUACUAAUUUUCUGUUUUCAAGUGGGAAAGGAUGUAUUGCACAAGUGAACAUAAGCACAAAAUUAACAUUAUGAUUCUGUGAUGUGACUUAUAGUCAGCCCUAUGUAUAAGAGGCUGCUUAGGAACGAUCCGGGAGAAGCUGGCGGGAGAGAUAUGGUGCAGCAGUGGCUUAGAGGUAGAGCGGGUCAAUCCCCAGCCCACAUGUUGAAGUGUCAUUGGGCAAGAUACUGAACCCCAAAUUGCUCCUGAGGGCUGUGCCUUCGGUGUGUGUGAAUGAUUAGUUUCUUUGUUCUGGUGAGCAGUUGGCACCAGGUUAAGAUUUAUGUUUGACUAGUUUAAAAUUUACAGAAACUUGAAUUCAAGAGCCUUUUAAUUUGAUAAACAGUGUUGGUUAUUGUUAGGUAAUUUUGUUUAUAAUUCUUAUGGCUCUCUUUUUAAGCAUCUUUAGAGCAUUUUAACAUACUGUGACAUAAUUUAUACGUAGUUUGCAGCAUGCUUUAUGUGUUAUCAUUCCCCAAAAUUAAAUUAAAUGUACCCUUUUAAUUUAAACAUAAUUUAUUAUAAGCUUGCUUUGUGAAUUUAUUAUAUGAUUACCAAAUUUAGUCAAACCAACCCUUUAAAAGCUCCAAUUUCUUUUCCACUGUAUCCAGAAGUUGUUUGUUGUUAUUGUCUGUUUUGGACACCUUGCAUAAUCAAUUAUAUACAAAAUAAACAAUAAUGGACCAAACAUAAGCUGGGAGGAAAUUUGGAAAUUAAGGGGUGCUAUUGGGCAUUACAUAAAAUCAGGAGGUAUAUCUUCAACUAAAUAUUUUAUUUAGGCCUAUUUGUACUGUCUUUAUAAUAACACUUUACAUAGAAUGGAAACUGUACUAAGCAGAUAUUGUUUAAAUUUCACCACCUUCAAAUCUCUCUUUCAAAAUUUUUAAUGUAAUUGAUCUAGUCUAUUUUAAAUAUAGUUGUUCUGCUGGUACGUCCAACACAAAGGUCAAUUCAAAAUUGUUGGGGAAAGACAACAAGUGUUACCAAGCUUAAUUUCAUAGUGUGCUAGUUUUACUUACAGAUAACUACAGAUAACACAGAUAGAUAGAUAAAUAGAUUCCACAAAGGGAAAUUCAUUUUGCUCAGGUCAGUACAACAUACAAGAUAAUAAAUAAAUAAAAUAAAAACCACAGUACAAAACAGGAGGUAUGAAGACAAGAUUUAAAAGAAAAGCAAUGCCUUCUACUAAUUAUGGGAAUGUGUGUGUGUAAUAAUUAUUUUAAAAAAUUUAAAAAAUACACUUGAGGUGUCGUGUAGGGAAACGCACUGUAUGGAGCCCAAAAAGACUUGUGCCAGCCCUGGACAUCACCCACAUAAGAGAGGUUAAAUUAUUAAUGUGUGUCACUUUCUCAAGGCUUUCAAAUUAUGUCUGAUUUUUUAAAUGUGUACAUUUCUGUAUUUGCUGUAUCUGUUUGUUAUCUGUUGGUGGAUCUGUUUAAAUUUGAGGUUUGUCUUUGAAAAUUGUAUAUGUUGAGUUCAUGUUUCUAAAUUUCAAAGGUUCACAAAAUGAUUUUUUUCAUCUGUGGUAUUACUUCUGAUGUUAACACAGGAGACUGUUGUUCAUUUCCUGUUUCAUACCUAGUCAGUUUGAGUUUCUUUUAACCUGACCACAAUCAUUUCCUAACCUUAACCAAGUGUUAUCGUCUUGUCACAUCAUGAAACAGAAUUAUUUUUCCACAUCGAUAUAUAACGGUUUUUGACGGCACAGACAAAGGAUGUCGUCCUGCUGAUAGGAGGGUCAGAUCAGAAAAUGCUCCCAUGUGUCUUUCUAAAGGGUAGUUACAAACUAUUUACUACUAUAUUUUGUCAUUUAAUUUGGAGGACCUGUUGACAGCCUAAAAAUCCUAUUUUAUAAAUAACAACUCGAAGCUCCCAAUAAUCUAAUCACCAAUCACAAAAUCCAAAAAGAUAAAAAAAAUAAUACAUCUUUUGUAAAUACUGGAGGUUACAGGGGUUGAAGGGGCCAUCACAGGCAAUCAAGAUAUUAGAAUUCAAAAGCUGAUUAUAAAAAGAAGAUCCAUCUUAUCUACAAGUUGAAAGAGGGCCUUGCCCACAACAUCAUAAGAGACAAAAAUAUUUGUAUACAAUAUAGCAUCACACUGAGAGAGAAGUCCUAGUUGUGACCUUUUGGUUUAAGUGUUUGCAGCUCAUAGAUCCAGAAUGCUUCUCUUAUCAGCUCUAGAUCGCCUCCUCUGGGUGGAUUAAAGACAUUUUCAUUGCCAUGAAAGUCGAAAUGUCAUGUCUAUAGUGCACAGCAAACGGAGAGUUAUGAUUAUUUCGCCAUACAGUGCAAGAAGAUGUGUAAAGAAAAUGUUAAUGUGUCUUCAGACAAAACAAAGCAAAUUUUAGAGGUGGCUCGAAAGUCUAUGGAACGAUGCAAGUUCACUUGUGGUGGCACAAAUUGACAUGAAGACAUGUCCAUGCAAGUUAAGAAUAUUUCAACUUGAGCGAAAAAUGUACUUAUUAACUUAUCCCAAAGUUAUGAAUCUGCUUCAUAAAUGUAUAGAGACGA